Cinclus cinclus is the source of this 1902-nucleotide messenger RNA. It is a transcript of the gene CCDC85A, whose product is annotated as coiled-coil domain containing 85A. The record is from RefSeq and is a predicted model, not a curated record. The transcript has 5 exons. Lineage: Eukaryota; Metazoa; Chordata; Aves; Passeriformes; Cinclidae. The coding region runs from base 151 to 1902 and encodes 583 amino acids.
UUCCCGCUCCGCCGCCUCCCGGCCCGCUCUGCCCUCCGCUAGGGUGCGCGGCAUCGGCGCUUCGCAUCCUCCCCUGUAUCCCGCAGCCCCGGGCGGCGGGUGCCGUGAGAGCCACCGCGCAUCCAUGGCACUGCGGCGGGGACCAGGUGCAUGCAGCUGGCGCUGACCUGUUGCAAGAGCCGGGCUUGUCUUGGGGACCUUUUGUCUGGAUCUUUUUUCUAUUUUUUUUUUCCCCUUCUUGACGGGGGAAGUUUGCUCCCUAGCCUGUGGCCCGGCUUCCUCCACACCCUUUCCUCCUCCUUUUCCUCCUUUUUUCCAGGAUCCGCUGCCUGGGGCCAGAAGAGGUCUCCCUCGUUACCCCCGGCCCAGCGCUGGAGCUGGGGGCACCCCGCGGGCUCUGGGCUCGCCCUUUCCCGCGGCGGCGGGGCGGCCCCAGGAGCGCGGGGAGGCUCCACGAGUGCCCCGGGCUGCCGGGCUGCCACCAUGGCCAAAGUGGCGGCCGAAAGUUGCGGGGCAGCGCCGGCCGAGGACUUGUCCAAGGUGUCGGACGAGGAGCUGCUCAAAUGGAGCAAGGAGGAGCUGAUCCGCAGCCUCCGCCGCGCCGAGGCCGAGAAGAUGAGCGCGAUGCUGGACCACAGCAACCUCAUCCGCGAGGUGAACCGCCGCCUCCAGCUCCACCUCGGCGAGAUCCGCGGCUUGAAGGACAUCAACCAGAAGCUGCAGGAAGAUAACCAGGAGCUGAGGGACCUUUGCUGCUUCCUGGAUGAUGACCGGCAGAAGGGCAAGAGGGUGUCCCGUGAGUGGCAGAGGCUGGGCAGGUACAGUGCCAGUGUCAUGCACAAGGAGGUGGCCUUAUACCUGCAGAAGCUGAAAGAGCUGGAAGUGAGGCAAGAAGAAGUGGUGAAGGAGAACCUGGAGCUGAAGGAGUUGUGUGUGUUGCUGGAUGAGGAGAAGGGAGGAGGGGCAGGCAGCCGGAGCUCUAUCGACAGCCAGAUCAGCCUGUGCCAGCUGACUGCUACCAGUGCCUACAUCAGAGAUGUUGGGGAUGGCAGCAGCACUUCCAGCACAGGCAGCACAGACAGCCCAGACCAUCACAAGCACCACCCAAGUACCAGUCCAGAACACCUGCAAAAACCUCGGGGGGAAGGAAGCCCUGAGCACCAGAAACACAGAAGCAUCAGCCCAGAGCACCUGCAGAAGCCCAGGGCUUCUGGCAGUCCUGAUCAUCACCUGAAAGGGCUGAGCCCUGAGCAUCACAAAACCAUUGUCAAAGUACCUGAACAACAAAAGUGCAGCAGCAGUCCAGAAACUAUCCCAAAGCACAUUUUGAGUAGUAGCCCUGAACACUUUCAAAAGCAGAGGCCUGGUGGUAGCCCUGAGCAUCAAAAGCACACCGGUGGCAGCCCAGAUCACCUUCAAAAGCACACGCCCAGUGGAAGUACAGAGCACCUGCACAAGGUGAGGGGUACGAGCCCAGAGCAUCUCAAACAACACUACGGAGGGAGUCCAGAACACCUCAAACACCUCAGCGGAGGCAGCAGAGAAGGUACCCUCAGGAGACAAGUGACAGAUGAGCUGUCCCCUCACCACAGGAGUUUGUACAAUGGAAUGAAUGAAUCAACCUUGUCCUAUGUUAGGCAGCUGGAGGCCAGAGUAAGACAGCUGGAGGAGGAAAAUCGCAUGCUGCCCCAGGAUGCCAUUAAGAUGCCAGGAGGGGCGGAGGGGAGUCACUGCUCUGCAAACGAGCCAGCCAACAUCAGUGGACAUGGCUCAGCCUCUCAGCAGUCUGACUCAGUGGUAAAUGCUCUGAAGGUUGUGUGGAGGAAACUUGGAGAUGCUGCAGGGUCGUGCCCUGGAAUUAGACAGCACUUGUCAGGAAAUCAGUACAAAGGACCGAUGUAA